CCGACUCGGAUGAAUUGAAAAUCAUUGGAAAAUCAUAGUUGUACUAGUCUAAGAAAGGCAAGAACCACCGGGUACUGAAACAGUACUGUUGGCCAGAAAAAAUCUAGACAAUGCAUGACAAGCCUUCCUAUGGAUUUUACCAUUGAGUAGUGAGUACCAUCCGACUUGAUUUCACCUGUCUUUGUUCAAUCAGUGACAACCAUCACUAGCUUCGAUCACAUCGCAAAUCAGGGUUGAAAUUUACGUUAAUGGUAAAGUCAAUGUUUAAGCUUCAGUCAAGACAAAGAAUGCACUGAGGAGAUAUUUAACCCUGCGGCUGAAUGCCUCAGUCCAAGACAUCUCUCCCCCCCCCGUUUGAUUGCCACCCUCGUUUGAUACGACUUCCGAUGGCUCUCUUCGGCGCACUAGAACCUCAGUAUCUCCCACCAACGGAGGACUAUAACUCGUUUUACGAGCUCGCUCCCUUUCCGUUUAGUGGCACCUACUCUGUCGAGUUCUUCCCAGAGCCGAUACUUGGCUUGGACCAGAAUGGCUUCUUGUCAAUGGAUAGUUUCCAAACCGACUUCUACCGUGACGUGCUUGACCCGACACCGGCCUACGACGCAUUUACAUCCCUCUUCCUCCCGACACAGCCCGCUGCGACUCCGACAGACGUCGCGCCUAUCAUAACCGCUCCGUCUGUGCUAUCUGACAUUCAGCCGACCGAUCUCAACGAGGAAGAUGCUGAUUACGACCUUGAUCCCGAUUUCGCGGACGACUUCGCGACGGACCCUCUGCCCUUCACCCAAUGCAGGAGCUUUACCUCAGCACCAUCUUCUCCGCUGUCAUCCCUUUCAAGUCUGGCCGACACGGACGACGCAGAGCUCGUCUACGAUGAACCAGCGUGCAAGGAGCCUGAGUCUUUAUCGGGAAGUCGCAAGCGUGCGCGGGUCUCCGAGUUGCCAGCGACGAUUACCAUAUACCGCCGUACCGGUGCGACUAGACGAUCACGCUGCAAAAAUGGAGACUUCAAAAACUCUCUCGAACGCUAUGCAUUCCACGAUGACCCACAGCAUGUGCGUUGUAUGGAGAUAGGGUGUACCGCUCAGUUUGAGAGCGUUAACGCUGCUAUAGACCAUAUGCCUGUGGCUCACCCUUGCGAAAGAGAGCCCAAGACUAAGAAGAAGUCCAAGCCUGCCAAGAAUCCCAAGCGUUUCCGAUGCGUAUAUUUCGAAUGUGACAAGAUCAAGAGUAGCGUUGGGGAUAUGCGGAGGCACUUGAUAUCGGAGGACCAUCAGUGCAAGAGGUUUAAGUGUGGAGACUGUGGAGGGCUGUGCCAGCGGCCGGAUCCUGUGAAGAGGCACCAGGACAAAUUUCGCGGGAAGUGCAAAGGUCGGUAUACCGAAGACCAACCAAUCAAGCAAAGAGCUAGAAGGACGUAAUUGACAUGUCUUUGAGGUUUGCUGCCAGUCCUAAGGACUUGAAUUCCCAUUCCUUAUGCUACCGUUCAUGUAUCUACCUGUAGACUGUAAUCGCAUCUGGCGCAAAAGUACUGGGUACCGGGCGUCGUACAUGUUAUCCACUGGCAUAUGUAAGCAAUACCCGAUGGUAUCAUGGAUUUGAAGAAUACGCGAAAUGCUUCGACCAAAAGAGCGAAUUGUUACUGAGUCCUAGUUGCCGGUGAUUAGUCCGUCAGGAUUUUUCCAGUGACAUAGUACAAUCAACGCAGCGGUCACCAAAAGUACGUACUGU
Messenger RNA from Desarmillaria tabescens, 1731 nucleotides. RefSeq lists its product as uncharacterized. The record is from RefSeq and is a predicted model, not a curated record. NCBI's taxonomy places the organism in Eukaryota, Fungi, Basidiomycota, Agaricomycetes, Agaricales, Physalacriaceae. The coding region runs from base 321 to 1421 and encodes 366 amino acids. The transcript is spliced from 2 exons.